CCAGCCUUAAGCUGAAGGCACCAUGCAAGUCCUUCUCCUCCUCGCAGCUGUAGGGCUUUGCUGGGCACAGUAUGAUCCCAACACUCAGACUGGGAGGACGUCUAUCGUGCAUCUCUUUGAAUGGCGCUGGGAUGAUAUUGCUCUGGAGUGCGAACGCUAUUUAGCUCCUUAUGGUUUUGGAGGAGUUCAGGUUUCUCCUCCAAAUGAAAACAUUGUCAUUACUAAUCCGAACCGGCCUUGGUGGGAAAGGUACCAGCCCAUCAGCUACAAGAUCUGCAGUCGAUCAGGCACUGAAGAUGAAUUCAGAGACAUGGUGACCAGAUGCAACAACGUUGGAGUUCGCAUUUAUGUGGAUGCUGUUGUCAAUCACAUGUGCGGAUCUAUGGGUGGCACAGGCACCCACUCAACGUGCGGGAGCUAUUUCAACACCGGGACUAGAGAUUUUCCUGCUGUGCCGUACUCUGCGUGGGAUUUCAACGACGGCAAAUGUCAGACCGCCAGUGGAGACAUCGAAAAUUAUGGGGACAUCUAUCAGGUCCGGGAUUGUAAGUUGACCAGCCUUCUUGAUCUGGCUCUGGAGAAGGACUAUGUACGCUCAACAAUUGCAGAGUACAUGAAUCACCUCAUUGAUAUGGGUGUAGCAGGGUUCCGGAUCGAUGCUGCCAAGCAUAUGUGGCCUGGGGACAUAAGUGCGUUUCUGGCCAAAUUGCACAAUCUAAACACUCAGUGGUUUUCAGAAGGAACAAAACCCUUUAUUUUCCAAGAGGUAAUUGACUUGGGAGGAGAGCCAAUCACAGGCAGUCAGUACUUUGGAAAUGGCCGAGUAACAGAGUUCAAGUACGGUGCAAAACUGGGGACGGUGAUCCGCAAGUGGAAUGGAGAGAAGAUGGCCUACUUAAAGAACUGGGGAGAAGGCUGGGGCUUUGUGCCUUCUGACAGAGCCCUGGUCUUUGUGGAUAACCACGACAACCAGCGGGGGCACGGGGCAGGCGGAGCUUCCAUUCUUACCUUCUGGGAUUCCAGGCUUUAUAAAAUGGCAGUUGGUUUCAUGCUCGCUCAUCCGUACGGGUUCACGCGGGUGAUGUCAAGUUAUCGUUGGCCAAGAUAUUUUGAGAACGGACAGGAUGUCAACGACUGGGUUGGACCGCCGAGUAACUCAGAUGGAUCGACGAAGUCUGUGACAAUCAAUGCCGACACAACCUGCGGCAACGACUGGGUCUGUGAACAUCGCUGGCGACAAAUAAGGAACAUGGUUGUCUUCCGUAACGUGGUAGACGGUCAGCCUUUCUCAAACUGGUGGGACAACGAUAGCAAUCAAGUAGCUUUUGGUCGUGGCAACAAAGGCUUCAUUGUCUUUAAUAAUGACGACUGAAAGUCAAAAACAUGAAAGGCACAGCGCUGUUCACUUACAAGUACUAUGACAGCAGAGCCUCGAUGACAUUUGCUAUGUUGGAGGAGGUGUACCAGAUUUCCCCCUUCGGCAAGCCCGAUGGGAUAGCAGCCGUGGAAUCCAGGUGAGAGCAGUGAUUGUCAGUAGUGCAGCAAGCAAGGGCGAAAGUUCUCGCCUGUCUGGCGACACUUCCAGACAAUGCAGAGCAGUGCACAAACUCGAGAUUGAUCCACAUUGCAACAGCACAGCUGCAGUGCCAGAAGCCCUCAUCCCACGGCUCCAGCUGUACAUGCCCAGCUCUCACGUGGUUUGCCACGCUGCCACUGAGGCGUUUCUGUCUUUUGCUUCAAGACAAGAACCAGUUCUGGCCGACAUUCACGCUUUUGCAUUAUUUCUCAGAUUCGCAGGUCAUUUGAGGCACAGUACCUUUCAACUUUCUGGGUUUUUUUUUUCCCCGCGAUUAACAGAAGCACCGCAACAAUUAGCUCAGAAUGUUGAGGAAGGAGGCACUUCAGAAGCUUCAACUGAGUUCUCGUAAGUGGUUCGACAAACACAAUGUGUUUUCUUCUAAUGUUCUAAAACGUCAGCUGUUGGCAUGAAUGAGGAAUGAUUUAGAAAAUGUUUCCUAACACAAUGCAAAAAAAUUGUGAGGAAUACUGUUAGAGCUGUCAUAAUAAGAUUGCUUUUGAUUUCUUUUUGCCAAGAUGUAGAUUAAAAAAUUGGACAGAGUGAAGAAAAUAACGCAAAGUAAGCCACACCUAAAGCGCACGCAUCAGAAAUGGAGCAGGUCUACUUUAACUGUAGCUGAAUGAAUCACUAGGAUUUGAUUUAAAUUUUGAAAAUAGGAACACAGGAGAAGAUCCAAAGUAAUUUCUCUUUACUUCUCAGAUACAAAUGUUUCACUGCAUAGCAGCGCUAAUAAAUGGAAACGUUAACAACUAUGACUUCAUUGUUUUGCAGACAAAUGACAGUUUUCGGUCACAACAACCCCAGGCAAACCUGCAGGCUUGUGGAGGAGUGGCUGGAAAGAUGUCAUGCAGAAAGGACCUCGGUGCACCGAUAGACGGUCGGCUAAAUAUGAGCCAGCAAUGUGCUCAGGUGGCCAGGAAGGCCACUGGCAUGCUGGCUUGUAUGGGGAACGGUGCGGUGAGCAGGACUAGAGAAAUCAUCCUGCCCCUGUAGUUGGUGAGGCCUCAUCUCGAGUACUGUGUUCAGCUUGGGGCAUCUCAGCGCAGAAAGGACGUGGAGGAGCCGGAGCAGGUCCAAAGAAGAGCAGCAAGGCUCGCAAAGGGCUUGGAGAAUGUGCCCUGCGAGGAGCGACUGAAGGAACUGGUGCUGUUUAAUCUGGGGGAAGGGAGGCCAGAGGAGAGACCUUAUCGCUCCCUUCUAAUGCCUGGAAAGUGCUUACGGCAAGAGCAGGGUUGGUCUCUUCUCACCAGUGAAAGGUGACAGGACAAGGGGAAACAGCCUCAAGUUGUGCCAGGGGAAGCUUAGAUUGGAUAUGGGGAAAAACUUCUUUACAGAAAGGGCUGUGAAGCACUGCAAUAGGCUCCCCAGGGAGGCAUUUGAGACACCAUGCCCAGAUGUGUUUAAGAACCAUUUGGACGCGGUGCUCAGGGACAUGAUUUAGCAGAGGGUUGUGAGGGUAGUCUGGUUAGGUUGUGGUUGGACUCGACGAUCUUCCAGGUUUCUUCCAAAUUGAACAAUUAUACAAAUCUACGAUUCAGUGACUUUUCUGACCUAUCCCCAAAUUCAGAACGCACCAAUGCUGUGAGUACUCGUUUACUUGGGAUAUGGUAGCUUGGUAAAUAAACACUGUGCUCAGCCUUCAUUUUGUCAUAAUGAAAUUCUUCAGGUAGGCGAUGCUCAUCUCUUAUUAUUUCCUUAGGAGUGACUAAAGUUUUAAAAAGUGUCUAAUUUGCUUCUCGUAAGGCUGACAGUUUGGCAGCGAGGUGUUUAUGUGCCUCACUCGUAGCUGUGAUUUUUUUCUGGCAUUAAAAUCUGAGCAGCUUUACUCAGGGUUUUGCACCAGAGAUCAUUUUGCUUGCUGUGACAGUGUGUUUCUUAUUAUGCAAUUGUUACAGGAUCGCUGCCUGAGGCGAUUAAAAACAGCCUGCUCUGAUCUCGGCCACUCUGCGACCUCACUGCCAAAGCUCCCGGCAGAAGCCAUGUUAAAGACAUGGCCUUGCCUUAUAGGCAACGCAGGAGAGCCAGCCAGCAUCAAACGCAUCCCAAAGUUUUUGCCAACGUUUUCACUUACUGUUGCAACAUUAUCGAGCAGAAUUCACGCUGAUGCUGAGCUGGCCUUGAGGAAAGUAAUAGCCAAAAAAGACCCUGUGAAGGUAACCAUCAUUAUUGAGUCUGAGAUUGCGAUUGACAGUGCGAUUCGGGCUGCCUUAGCGAUGUGGGAAUAAUAAAGGCAUCGGGUGACGGUAGCAACUCCGGGCAGAUUUUGUAGUAACUGGUUUUCCUCUUUCCCACGUUGCAAAUCCCUGGCAUUACUCCAUCCAUGUUGACAUUCUGGGAAGGGGGUCGCAUCAGUCACUGUCACACUGCGACUGUUGCUAACGGGUCUUUCUUCCAGCCCUGUUCAUUACGCACCCAGCAAUUUUUUUCAUUUUCAGCGGCAGGCUCUGUGCUUAAUGCUUUUUUUGGGGUUUUGUUCACCAUUCACUGCAGAUCAGACAUGCACAGUUUAGGAAACAUUUCUUCCUGAGGAAUUUUGAGGUAUUCACAAGUUGUACCUUCCUUCUCAAGGUAAGGGAGAUCACUCUCCAAGUUUGUAUGGACAGCACACUCGCUCCUUACAUGCACGUGACCACUUUCAUUGUUCUCUUGGAAACAAAGCCUUCUCUUCCUAUCAUGGCAGCCAGGGCCAGCUCACUGCUGAUGCAGACCACCUAAUGAGCAGCUAGUUUCAUGCAUACACACACAAGAAGGCUUUGGCAGUAGGCAGGAUCCCACAGCUCUACAAUCUACAAGUAGAAGAGAGAGAAUUUGUAGCUGCAGACGGUGUGACACAUUUUGCUGUGUUUUCUAAGAAUUUAGCCUCAGUUUACUAUCUUCACAUGGUUUUAACUCUUUAUCAUUCAGAUUUGCUGCUUGCAACAUUUCCAUUAAACUUCUGAGCCCCAGACUUGAGGGGUCGAGGGCCGAUCACGGUCUCUUUCGGAGACCCUUGGGAGCUAGUUCUGGAGGACGCGGGUCCCAGGAAGGCUGGGAAUACUGUAACGAAGAAAUUUUAAAGGUGCAGGAGCUGACCAUCCUGAACUCACAGAAGAUGAACCGAUAGGGAAGGAGACCAGUCUGGCUGAGCAGAGGCCUUUGUCCGGAACUCUGGAAAAAAGGAAAGUUUGCAGUCUUUAGAAAAGGAGGUGAGCAACUUAUGAGGAUUACAAAUAUGCAGUGAAGCUGUGCGGGGAGAAAAUCAGAAAGACGUAAACGUCUUAUGGGCUGGCUUCACCCAUUUCUGUGACCGGACGAAGCACGGGCAAGCACAGACUCAUGCCCCAGGGAAGGGGGGAAUGGGAAAAGGGGAAAAAAAAAAGAGGUAAGGAGACGGGCCUAAGAACAGAACAGUGACGACAAUCUGAGUCUUAUAUAUUCGCUGUCAGGAAUGUACGAAACUUUUCUUCUUUGUAUUGAAAGAAGUAAUGAAUAAGUAACCACCGCUCAUAAAAAUGUGAUUGCAUCACGGAAGGCCUGAGCAGCCAGUCCCCUCGUAUUCACCGCACCUUUCGGCCGCUUUAAUUGCACGGUAAUUUGUAGACACCUAGCACUUUAAGAGGAGCCCGCCAGCAACAUUGUCGAGCCUCUCGGUCAGAUUCCGCAGCUCAGGAUCUCCACCCUUCAAAAGGACACGACCCUUCACAGACAGUAGGUUCCAAAAGUGAGAGAUGCUGUAUGUAAAUAAUUGAUGUGUAAGCCACUAGUUGUGUGAGACAGGAACCGAUUGGUGUCAUUUAGAAAUACAGAUGAACUAGACAGCUUUUGGAGAAAAGCAGUAGGAACACGUUCUCGCUAGCUGUUCUCAAAAUCGGUUUUAUGAGGGAAGCUCUUUGUAAUCGCUUUUCUUUCUCUUGUCAAGCUGGAAAUGUUGGGAGAAAGAGCUUGUUGUAAUCAUUUAGAACCAUGGCCUACAAUUGCUCGUGAAACACACUAUUUGCAAUUUAGGCCAUCCUCUGUGAAACCAUCUAGUGAUUAGGAUGUGCAGUACAAACAUUCACAGUUAUACAAUUAUAAAAAAUAGAAUUGAGCAUAGGCCAACUGUCAGAAUUUUAAAUGAGGAAUGAAACUGCUAUCUGAGGUGAACGUUAUUGCUGAAGUCUUGUAGUGCCUGUGUCCACGAUUAGAAAUAAUUAAAAUCUUAGAGAAAGUCAUCCUACUGAUUUAUAGGACACGGGAACGUAACCCAGAGCAACGCUGCACGGAACUGUUUGCAAAGCUCCGCUUCCAAUUUCACCGCUAUGCAAUUUUCUGGCGUGUAUCAGCAGCCCAUUCGGCCACCGGUCACAUUGCCACUGCCAUAUUUCCACUGCCGUCUUUAGUCACAUGUUUUCUGAGAUG
Tympanuchus pallidicinctus (lesser prairie-chicken) is the source of this 5956-nucleotide messenger RNA. RefSeq names its product pancreatic alpha-amylase. The record is from RefSeq and is a predicted model, not a curated record. The coding region runs from base 23 to 1372 and encodes 449 amino acids. The transcript has 10 exons. NCBI's taxonomy places the organism in Eukaryota, Metazoa, Chordata, Aves, Galliformes, Phasianidae. Gene Ontology annotation, molecular function: alpha-amylase activity; cation binding. Gene Ontology annotation, biological process: carbohydrate metabolic process.